This is a messenger RNA of Staurois parvus, 446 nucleotides long. The record is from the annotation of a GenBank genome assembly. NCBI's taxonomy places the organism in Eukaryota, Metazoa, Chordata, Amphibia, Anura, Ranidae.
CAGCUUCUCCACAGAUGAGGAUAAUGACACAGAGGUGGAAGCCAUAGAACAGGACACGGAGCUGCACCUAGUCUCCGAGUGUUGGGUGGAGCCGCAGAGCGGGGGUCGUUAUGGGCACCUCUGAGAGCUGGAAGCACCUGCAUGGCCUUAUGUACUCCGAGAUCCCACAAGCCUUGUUUCCCAGAGAUCAGAGCUGCAUCAACAUCAUGUUAACAUUUGAGUACAUCGUACAGCUCUGCCAGAACAAAGAUGGCGGAUCUCCAAUCCUGACUAAAGCGGAGCGCACAGAAUCGGGGGAGAGUGGCAGCGGCCUGUGCAUUCGGGAGGUGCCGUUCCACUUUGAUCUGAUGAAGUUGCUACCCAAAUGCCAACAAAUUGAACUGUUCUUCCUGACGCUGAGCCGGGCUGAGAGUGACAAUGCGUUACCGGACUUGUCUCUGCCCAAU